Molecule: messenger RNA, 1231 nt
Organism: Aspergillus saccharolyticus JOP 1030-1
Lineage: Eukaryota; Fungi; Ascomycota; Eurotiomycetes; Eurotiales; Aspergillaceae
Exons: 2
Coding region: 287-1009 (240 amino acids)
Source: RefSeq, a predicted model, not a curated record
CCAGGUUUAGAUUACAAAAGCAUUUUAUUACCACAAUCCACAAAGGACACGUGCUCUAUGUUCGGCGAUACAUCUUCGCAUUAGUCUGUCAGUAUAGGGAAAUCAAGAUGAUGGCGUUGAGCAAGUUCCUGGGGUAACAUCUAUAUCAGAAAGCGACCCGCCACUGAGCAGUCCGCCAGCUGCAUGCAUAUGAAUAAAGGCUUCAUUAACAGUGUCCUCCUCCAAUGCAUCAAUCGUCAGCGAACCAUCACGGCCAUCGUCGUCUGUCGCCCUGGUUAUAUGCCCAAUGAUCCGUUGCACUCGCUGGGGUACUAUACUGUCAAUUGCAUUUAUGGGAAGCAGAACGAUCUCCCUUCCCUUUCCGAGACAACUUUCUCGGACCGAACUGACAGCACCUUCAAGUUUGAGCGGCGUCCCGCACACUGCUAUCCCCAGUCUCCUUGAGAGUCACAAUGAGUUACUCCCGAAGAAGUACGUGACCUUGAGUUCCGAGCCCUGGGCAACUCGCUCUCUUCUGCAUGAUAGUACCUUCCUCAAUGCUGAUAUCGAGUGCAAUUCUCGUCCGUGCUUGGUGGAAUCCCGCAUUUGCGGUGCUGCACUCAAAAAUCUCCAUCAAACUCGGUCUUCGCAGUUACCCUACUUUCUACGCGCCAUCCUCACCUUGGACUACUGUGGCUUGGAGCAGUUUGCUCGAACGAAUGUGGCAGAAUCUUUGGCUGUGCAACACACGUGUAGGGACCGGUCGCGCAAGAUCAUCUUCCAGUCUCUAAAUAAACGGGAGUCCCGCAGACUUUUCUCGGCACGUCGAUGGUGGAUUUAUACAACCGCGAUGACGAAGAAUGUCGUUUGUUGUUCAUCACAGCCACUGAAGGCUACAAUCGACCUCCAAUCUGGCCCUGGAAACCCCCUCGGCGCUACGCAAUUAUGUGAGACGAGGCUGAUGUUUCGCGAGCACGUCCAAUGUGCUGCUACGCAUUGCCUGGAAUACAAGCCCUGGGAAUGGCUCUGAUCAAAUGGCAUUGCCGUUCAAGCACCUGGAAAGGGGACGAAAUGCAGGCAAAUGGCCAAGCAUUUAUCUUCCACCACCGCAGGGGAAUCCGCCCCGCCCAGGAAAUUUAAAUAUGAUCUUCUCUCGCAAUCUUAAUCUGAAUCUUUCACGCGGGGGAUUUUCCAAUGGUUAGAUUUAACGUGAUAUCCUCGGAACGAAAAGCCGAUCUAUUAGGAUUCUUCG